Messenger RNA from Cryptomeria japonica (Japanese cedar), 945 nucleotides. RefSeq names its product putative receptor protein kinase ZmPK1. The transcript has 2 exons. The record is from RefSeq and is a predicted model, not a curated record. Gene Ontology annotation, biological process: protein phosphorylation. NCBI's taxonomy places the organism in Eukaryota, Viridiplantae, Streptophyta, Pinopsida, Cupressales, Cupressaceae. Gene Ontology annotation, molecular function: ATP binding; protein kinase activity. Bases 1 to 945 code for a protein of 314 amino acids.
AUGAAGGAUCCCACAAACAGUUUCAAGGGCUGUGAGAGAAAUGUGGAAAUUGCGGAUCUUGGAUCCGGCGCUGCCCAGUUCGUUUAUCUCUCUCAUACAGAUUUAUAUGGCAACGAUCUCAGCGGAUACGCGGAAGGGGUCAGUCUUGAAGAAUGUAGAAAGAGAUGCAUGAAUGAUAGUCAAUUUUCAGGUUUCGGCUACGUUUCAAAUGGUGGAAAACGCUACCCAAAAGGAAAACUUAUCAAUGGGUAUCGAUCUCCUGGUGUACCAAAUGACAUGUAUAUUAGGGUCUCCAUCAACGACUUCUCGCUUCUGAAUUCAACAAUUCCUAGCGAGGUCCCAACCAACAGCAGCAGUUCGGUGACACUUAUUUCAGAUAGUAGGAAUUACAGGAGAUCUAAGAAGAGUGUUAUUAAGUAUCCGUUGGGCUUCGCUAUUGUUAUUGGAGUGGUAGAAAUUGUUUGCAUCACGUUGGGCUGGUUGUAUAACCUCAGAGAGCGUAACAACGGCUUUGACUUUGAUCGUCAAGAGUAUUCCGCCAUCCCAAUGGGAUUCAAGAAGUUUAUCUUUGCACAGCUGAAGAAAGCCACGGAAAAUUUCACGAUAAAGCUGGGAGAGGGAGGUUUUGGAAGCGUCUACAAAGGGGUUUUGCCCGAUGAGAAGGUCAUGGCGGUGAAACGACUGGACCGAUUUUGGGCGGAGGUAAGCGAGGGGCAUCACAGGUUGCCUGUUUAUGAGAUCGUUGAGAACGGGUCGCUGGACAAGUAUCUGUUUACAGAAAGUGAAGCUUUGGGUUGGAAAGAAAAGUUUGCGAUUGUAGUGGGCACGGCAAAGGGAUUGGCUUACCUCCAUGAAGAAUGCUUGGAGUGGAUUCUGCACUGCGAUGUGAAACCUCAGAAUAUACUUUUAGACGAGAAAUUUUGUCCCAAGGUAUCCGACUUUUGA